UCUAACUAUAACAUUCGGCUAUCUUUCCAUUCCGUCCACUCUGCAAGGUGUUUCAAGAAUAAACUCAGUGGAGGAAUUGUCUCAAAUCUUGACGGGCAAUAUAAAUCUAUGCCACAGCACUAUCUAAUUGGUUAAAGACGCAACCAACACAGCCAUGCCAACCAACACCAUUACAAUCAUUUUUCCCCCUACCAUGUGUCUAUGAGAUCAUCGCGUGGGUAACGGACCUCACCGCAUCCGUUAGGGGUUGUUCAAUAGCUCGAGCGAUUAGGGAUCACGGUCAAGGGAAACGAGACCGAUGCCAUGGGCCUGUUUAUGCUCCGCGGCGAAAGCUGGAAGACCCUGAGGAGGAUUGUCCCUGGUUUCGAGCCGUUCAGUUACGAUAGAUCUCUUUACUGCGGCCUGCGUGACCAGUCAGAUACUCAGCGACAGCGUGUUAUCGAUGCAGGGAUGAAGUCGAUUUGGGGAGAGACCUCGUGAAAGGUGGAUUGUGUUGGAGAGCUCGCGACGGACCUGGCGAAGACGUCAUAUGAUCCCGCUCUGGUGCAUCUCGACCUGGAUGUCCUGGAUGGAUCGGUCGGCAAAGGCAAUGAUUAUCCGUCUCCAGGGGGGUUGUAGGAACACGACUUGAUCAGCUGCAUGGAUAUUGUGGGGAAGACUGCUGCGCCCACGUCACUCACCGUCUGUUCCUUUGAUCCCAAUGCCGGGGAUGGUGAUAAGAUAACACGGUUUGCCAUUCGAGCCAUCAAUACUUCUUUCCAGUCCUUGCCAGCACCUAGGGAUUUAUUGAAGCAUCAAAGACGAGACUUCAUG
This is a messenger RNA of Aspergillus campestris IBT 28561, 813 nucleotides long. RefSeq lists its product as uncharacterized. Bases 304 to 480 code for a protein of 58 amino acids. NCBI's taxonomy places the organism in Eukaryota, Fungi, Ascomycota, Eurotiomycetes, Eurotiales, Aspergillaceae. The transcript has a single exon. The record is from RefSeq and is a predicted model, not a curated record.